GGCUACCGAGGGCUGGGAUCAGGGUAGGUCCGCUGUGCCCGGUGCUCCCACGUCCUGCGCCCCAGCCGGAGCAGUUCAGAAGUUCCUGGGGACAUUCAGCCCCACACAGGGCUGAUCACGAACUCUGGAGAGGGUCUCCAGCGCCGCGACCACCUAGGCUUGGCCCAGGGUGCCGGAGCACAAAGGAACGGCAGUCCAGAGACGUCCUCUCCGGGCCUCGUGGGCGUGAGCUGUUGUGGACCCGCCCUUAGACCUCGACGUGGACGGCCACGCGUGCACCGGCGUGGACCAGCGUGAGAGAACUACAGACAGGCUCACUGCCCCGGCGCACAGCCCUCGCCGUCCAGCCGGCGCCGGCGCGGGCCAAGAGCCCAAAUUAGGUAACUCGUGGACACGGCUCUGCGCAUGUGCGAGAGGCGCCGGAGUUUCACUUUGCAACUUUUAAGUGGUGGGGACGCCGCCCCGCCCUGCCAGGUGCGGGCAGACCACUCCCCCGGCGCGCGCCGCGCCGCCGCCGCCGCAGGGAGAGAAGGCAAAAUGGCCAGCUCCCCGUUCCUGGAUCCCUGGUCCUCCAAGGCUGUGGCCAUCCGUGAGAGCCUGGGCCUUGGGGACCGUCCCAAUGACUCCUACUGCUACAACUCCGCGAAAAACAGCACUGUGCUCCAGGGGGUGACCUUUGGGGGCAUCCCCACCGUCCUGCUCAUAGAUGUCAGCUGCUUUCUGUUUUUAAUCCUGGUGUUUUCCAUCAUAAGGAGAAGAUUCUGGGACUAUGGCCGCAUAGCCCUGGUAUCAGAAACAGGCAGUGAGGCGAGAUUCCAGAGAUCAUUGUCUUCCUCCUCAGGGCAGCAGGAUUUUGAAAAUGAGCUGGGAUGCUGCCCUUGGCUGACGGCCAUCUUCCGCCUGCAAGAUGACCAGAUCCUGGAGUGGUGUGGGGAGGACGCCAUCCACUACCUGUCCUUCCAGAGGCACAUCAUCUGCCUGCUGGUGGUGAUCAGCUUCCUGUCCCUGUGCGUCAUCUUGCCCGUCAACCUCUCAGGAGACCUGCUGGAUAAAGACCCUUACAGCUUUGGGAGGACGACGAUCGCAAACCUGCAGACAGACAAUGACCUCCUUUGGCUGCACACCGUCUUCUCCGUCAUCUACCUCUUUCUCACUGUGGGCUUUAUGUGGCGUCACACACGGUCCAUCAGAUACAAAGAGGAGAGCCUGGUGAGACAGACCCUAUUCGUCACAGGACUGCCCAGAGAAGCCAGAAAGGAGACUGUGGAGAGCCACUUCCGGGAUGCGUAUCCCACGUGUGAGGUGGUGGAUGUCCAGCUGUGCUACAGUGUGGCUAAGUUGAUGUACCUGUGCAAAGAGAGAAAGAAGGCUGAAAAGAGCCUCACCUAUUACACAAACCUGCAGGCGAAGACAGGCCGGCUGACCCUCAUCAACCCCAAGCCGUGCGGACAGUUCUGCUGCUGCGAAGUGCAGGGCUGUGAGCAGGAAGAUGCUAUUUCUUACUACACCCGCAUGAAUGACAGCCUGCUGGAGAGGAUUGCGGUAGAGGAGCGCCAGGUCCAGGACCAGCCCCUAGGGAUGGCCUUUGUCACCUUCCGUGAGAAGUCCAUGGCCACCUACAUCCUGAAGGACUUCAAUGCCUGCAAAUGCCAGAGCCUUCGGUGUAAAGGUGAACCCCAGCCGUCCUCCUAUAGCAGGGAGCUCUGUGUCUCCAAGUGGACUGUCACCUUCGCCUCCUACCCUGAGGACGUCUGCUGGAAGAACCUCUCCAUCCAGGGUGUCCGCUGGUGGCUCCAGUGGCUGGGCAUCAACUUCACGUUGUUUGUGGUGCUGUUUUUCCUGACCACACCCUCCAUCAUUCUGUCUACCAUGGACAAGUUCAAUGUCACCAAACCCAUCCAUGCACUGAAUAACCCCGUCAUCAGCCAGUUCUUCCCCACGCUCCUGCUCUGGUCCUUCUCGGCACUGCUUCCGUCCAUUGUCUACUAUUCCACCCUGCUGGAGUCUCACUGGACGAGGUCGGGGGAAAACCGGAUCAUGGUGUCCAAGGUCUACAUCUUCUUGAUCUUCAUGGUGCUGAUCCUGCCCUCCCUCGGCCUGACUAGCCUGGACUUCUUCUUCCGGUGGCUCUUUGACAAAACUUCCUCAGAUACCGCCAUCAGGUUAGAGUGUGUCUUCCUGCCAGACCAGGGAGCCUUCUUUGUGAACUACGUCAUCGCCUCGGCCUUCAUUGGCAGUGGCAUGGAGCUGCUGCGGCUGCCCGGCCUCAUCCUCUAUACCUUCCGCAUGAUCAUGGCCAAGACGGCGGCCGACCGCAGGAAUGUUAAGCAGAACCAGGCCUAUGAGUACGAGUUUGGAGCCAUGUAUGCAUGGAUGUUGUGUAUCUUCACCGUCAUCAUGGCCUACAGCAUCACCUGCCCCAUUAUUGUGCCAUUUGGCCUCAUCUACAUCCUGCUCAAGCAUAUGGUAGACCGGCACAACCUCUACUUUGCUUACCUCCCAGCCAAGCUGGAGAAGAGGAUCCACUUUGCUGCCGUGAACCAGGCCUUGGCUGCUCCCAUCCUCUGCCUCUUCUGGCUCUUCUUUUUCUCCUUCCUCCGUCUGGGUCUGAAGGCCCCCGCCACUCUGUUCACCUUCCUGGUGGUACUGCUCACCAUCCUAGCCUGUCUGCUCUACACCUGCUUCGGAUGCUUCAGGCACCUCAGCCCGUGGAACUACAAGACAGAAGAAUCAGCAAGUGACAAAGGAACGGAAGCAGAGGCCCAUGCGCCCCCACCAUUCACACCCUACGUGCCUCGGAUUCUGAAUGGUUUGGCCUCGGAGAGGACAUCGCUUUCCCCGCAGCAGCAGCAGACCUAUGGUGCCAUCCGUAACAUCAGUGGGACACUUCCUGGGCAGCUGGCAGCUCAGAAUCCUAGUGACGGCAUGGCCCCUGCCUACCAGGAAUCCUGAAGCGGGCAAGCUGCCGCUCUGGCCAGCCCAGAGCAUCCUGCAAGACUGAGGGACACAAGCAGCCAGAGCCCCAGAGAGGCUCCGGAGUCCUUGUUUAAAGCUCCUGUCUUGUGAGAAAAGGGCAUAGGCCCCUCUCCUUUUCAUGGCUAUCCCAGCCUCUGUCCUCCAGAGUGAUACAUCAGAUAAGAGCAUGGCCCUUGAGUGGAGACUUCUGGCCAUCCUAACAGGUGUGAAGGUAGGACCUGGCUGGCCUCCUCAGCCUUAGUCCUCACAGCAGUCACCUCUCUGGGGAAAAAGACUCUUCUUAGCCCGGUGGUGGGCUUGACAGAGGGUAUAGGUAGGGCUGCUGUCCCUAAGAGCCACCUGUAGGCUUCUUUUCUGAUCCUAGUGUGGGGACCUGCAGCAGCUCCCUCCCUCGUGUGGUCAUAGGAGGGCAUGCACUUUUAUUCCCCCAUCCAGCCUGCUAAGCUACAGCUCUGUAAUAGGGAUGAUGUCCCUAGUGGUUUGUGGCCAAGAUCACUCGCUGGAAUUUUGUCUUUAGGGUGAUCAGAUUUGGAGACUAUGGGUUGAUGGGGAGACGUGUCCAGAAAAGACCUGGUCCCUCUGAGCCCAGCUUAGCCUCUGCAAGCUUAUGCGUAGCCAAUGACUAGCGAGCCUGCAGCAGUUGGGUCUGAGUCCCUGUGGGGUCCUACAAUGCUCCCCCAGCCCACAGCUCUUUCUCAGGGAUCGGCAGAUAGUUGUAGGGACCAGAAAAUACCUUGACCUUGCUGACGGCAACAGGGCAGCAGGCUCCUGCCCACUGGCUGUGUAGCCGCCCCUGUUCCUGUUGUGCAUCUAAAUUUUUGUAUCCUGUUACCUGAGACUGUGACCGGGGUCACCCCGCAGCAGGCAGGAACACUGAGAACUGUUAAUAAAGUGCCUCCGGGCUGGUGGCGUGAUCUCA
Molecule: messenger RNA, 3895 nt
Organism: Meriones unguiculatus (Mongolian gerbil)
Lineage: Eukaryota; Metazoa; Chordata; Mammalia; Rodentia; Muridae
Gene: Tmem63a
Product: transmembrane protein 63A
Exons: 23
Coding region: 406-2952 (848 amino acids)
Cellular component (GO): plasma membrane
Molecular function (GO): nucleic acid binding; calcium-activated cation channel activity
Source: RefSeq, a predicted model, not a curated record